AAUAACCCUGUGUGUAUGUGUGUGAGAGAAAUGCUUCAUCUUCAUCUCCUUGUCUCUGAAAAUAAUAAUAAUAAUAAUAAUACCAAGGAGGUUUUAAUGUCUACCCACCACCUCUGAAUCAAACUUUGUUUGUUGUGCUUUCAAAUCACACCUUUUUGUUUCUUCAUUUCUCAUUUCAAUCUUUCUUACCCAAAUCCCCAUUUUCAUUUUCAUUUUCCCACCAAGUUCUUGAUUUGUUCUAUGUUUCUUGUCACUUCAGAUCUAUAAAACCUGCAUUCUCAUUCAGUCAUUUCCCCUUUCAUUUUCUUUGUUUGUUUGUUUUAGCUUGAAAAGAUGAGUAAAGAAGAGUUUGUCAAGAUUCAGACUUGUUCUUUGAAGGUGAACAUCCACUGUGAUGGGUGUAAGAGGAAAGUGAAGAAAAUUCUACAGAAAGUUGAGGGGGUUUACACUAUUAACAUAGAUCCAGAACAGAGUAAGGUGACAGUGUCUGGAGUUGUUGAUCCAAACACACUCAUCAAGAAACUUGCAAAAAGUGGAAAACUUGCUGAGAUUUGGGGGGCUGCUUCUAAGCCUAAUCAACAGAUCAAUAAUCAGAUGAAAAACAUGCAGAUUGAUGGUGGUAAGGGUGGUGGCGGUGGCGGUGGUGGUGGUGGUGGAAAUAACAAAAAUCAGGGUCAAAAAGGUGGAAAUAAUAAUAAUAAUAAUAACAAUAAUAAUAAUAACAAGAAUCAGCAGCAGCAGCAGCAGGGGAAAGGAAAUCAGCAGCAAGCGGCACAACAAGGCGGUGGACCGACACCGCAACAACUGCAGCAACUGCAGCAGCUACAGCAGAUGAAAGGGUUUCAAGAUCUGAAAAAUCAUCCACAAUUUAAGGAUAUGAAACUGCCUGCUUUGGGUGGUGGUGGUGGUGGGAAGAAUGGUGGACAGAAGGGUGGGAAAGUGGUGGAGGAAGAUGAUGGGAGUGAAGAUGAUUAUGAUGAUGAUGAUGAUUUUGAUGAUGAUGAUUAUGAUGAUGAUGAGUUUGAUGAUUUGGAUGAUGGGCCGGUGAAGAAACCGGUGAUGGGGGGUGGCGGUGGGCCGCAGGGUCAGAUGGCGAAUAUGUUACCGCAGCUUAUGAAGAGUGGGCAGAUUCCGCCGCAGUUUAUGAAGGGCGGGCAGAUUCCGCCGCAGUUUAUGAAGGGCGGGCAGAUGCCGCCGCAGUUUAUGAAGGGCGGGCAGAUGCCGCCGCAGGGGAUGAAGGGUGGUGGUCCUCAGAUGGGGAAUAAUGGCGGAAAUGGUGGAAAGAAAGGAGGCGGUGGUGGCGGUGGUGGCGGCGGCGGUGGGGGUGGUAAUGUUCCUGUACAAGCGAAUGGCGGUGGUAAGAAAGGCGGUGGAGGGAACCCAAAUCAGAAUCAGAAUCAAAGCGGUGGUGGGGGGAAGAAUGGUGGGAAGAAUGGCGGUGGAGGUCCGGGGGAUGGUCAAAAUAAGAAUGGCGGUGGAGGCGGUGGCGGUGGUCAGAAUAAGAACGGUGGUGGAGGCGGUGGUCAAAACAAGAAUGGCGGUGGAGGCGGCGGCGGUGGUGGUGGUGGCAUGAACAUGAAUGGUAAUGGGAAUGGAGGUAAGAAAGGUGGGAUGAAUGAUGGUAUAGAUGGCAUGCCAAACAUGAUGAUGGGUAUGAAUGGGGGUGGGGGUAAUGUGGGGCUCGUGGGAAACAUGCCAAUGGGUGGUCAAAUGGGUCCUCGAAUGGGUCAAAUGAACGGGCCCAUGGGUCAUAUGGGUGGCAUGCAAGCGGUUCAAGGACUUCCGGCUGGGGCAGCGAUGAACGGUGGUGGUGGUGGUGGGAAUUUCCAAGGUGGAGGGCCGGAAGGAAUGGCGGGUAACCCUUACUAUCAGCAACAAUUAAUGGCAGCGGCAAUGAUGAACCAACAACACGCGAAUGGUGGUGAAAGAUUUCACCCAAUGAUGUAUGCUCGACCACCACCAGCGGUCAACUAUAUGCAGCCGCAGCCACAAGCGUAUCAGCCUUACCCGCCCUACCCCUACCCACACCCACCACAGGGCGAUCCGAUCACACACUAUUUUAGCGAUGAAAACACCUCAAGCUGUAGCAUGAUGUGAGAGACCGCAAUUGGACAGAGGUUUCCCUUGGCGGUUUGCGGUGGUGGGCUGGUGGCUCAAGGACUCAAAACCACUAGCAGGGCCAAGAGAUGUUGUUUUCUUUAGCUUUAGUGGUUUCCCUUUUUUCAUUUUUAGUUUUUACUUGAUCCUAAAGAUGGGUUAGGUUCUUUUUUAUAAAAAUUAUGAUUAUAGGGGAGUAAUAUAUAGAUGAUAAUAUUAUCAAAAAGAUUAGGGGAAGAAUGAGAUGUUAGUGAGUAAUGGUGAUGAUGAUGGUGGCCAUGGGUGAUGAUGAUGGUGUUGGUAACCAUGGUGAUGAUGAUGGUGUUGGUUUAUGAGCUUGAUGUUUAUAUGUGUUCAUAUGUUGAAGAAAGAGAAAUAAUAUGAAAUGAGAUUUGGGGUUUUUAAAAAACAAAAGCAAGUCCCCCCAAUUUCUUCCCCACAAAUCCUCCCUUUAUCAUGUUUUAAGUGAUUAUUAUUACAACUUUAAAGUACUAGAAUCAUUUUAUGAAUAUUUACAUGUUUUUGAAGUAGUUAUCAUUA
Molecule: messenger RNA, 2637 nt
Organism: Helianthus annuus (common sunflower)
Lineage: Eukaryota; Viridiplantae; Streptophyta; Magnoliopsida; Asterales; Asteraceae
Product: heavy metal-associated isoprenylated plant protein 33
Exons: 3
Coding region: 334-2097 (587 amino acids)
Molecular function (GO): metal ion binding
Source: RefSeq, a predicted model, not a curated record